Messenger RNA from Topomyia yanbarensis, 5345 nucleotides. RefSeq names its product multidrug resistance-associated protein 1-like. Lineage: Eukaryota; Metazoa; Arthropoda; Insecta; Diptera; Culicidae. Gene Ontology annotation, molecular function: ATP hydrolysis activity; ABC-type transporter activity; ATP binding. The coding region runs from base 369 to 4880 and encodes 1503 amino acids. Gene Ontology annotation, biological process: transmembrane transport. Gene Ontology annotation, cellular component: membrane. The transcript is spliced from 6 exons. The record is from RefSeq and is a predicted model, not a curated record.
GCGCUGGAGCAGUUCAUUCAAUUGAAAGCUGCCGCACCGGACAAACAAAUCUAAAUAUCAAAUCGAACAAGUGUAAGGAUACGUUCAACAUAGAGAAAAAUCUUAUCGGUGAUUUUUAUAUCAAAGGCCAACCAACGGGUGUGACUCGGCGAUUCGGUCCGUCCUAUCUUCGAAUCAAAGUGAAUGCGUCAAUUCGUGAUAACUGUGAAGAAGCGUGGACGUAUGGUAAUUAUUUGGUGUGAUCAACGGCGACUGGAUUAAAAGUUCGUAAACUCGUGAUUAUUUGUGAAACUGUGCGGUGGACUGUUGGAAAUUGAAUCACCACCACCAUCUUCCGGCUAGAACGGAUCGGGAGAUAGUACCUCCUAAUGACGUUUGAGGAAUUCUGCGGUGGUCCCUUUUGGGACGACAACCUAACCUGGCGACCGGAGAAUCCCGAUCUGACCUUCUGCUUCCAGCGAAUCAUUCUUCAAUGGGUGCCCUGUUUUUUCCUUUACAUUUUUGCCGUGUACGAAGCAUACCGGAUAGCGACCAGCCAUUACCGUGAUAUUCCCUGGAAUUGUUACAACAUUUCGAAAAUCAUCAUCACCUUCCUGCUGAUGGUUCUAUCCUGGAUAGAUCUCGGUAUGGUUGUGAAUUACCAUAACCAGGCGAAUGUGUUCGACGUACAAAUACUGGUUGCCAUCUUUAAUGCCGUUGCUUACAUAGUUACAAUCGUACUGUACUGCUUCUUCCGCAAGUACGGCAUUCGAAGUUCGGGUACAAUCUUCAUCUUCUGGUUCCUGAAAGCUUUCUUCGGAAUUAUCCAGAUGAGAACCGAAGCCCUCCUGCAUGCGGACCGUAACACCCCGAUCGGUUCCAGUGGCGACAUCAUUUUUGACGAGUACCAAUUCGUCAGCUAUACCCUACAAUACUCGUUCAUUUGUUUGAUUCUCCUGAUGGAGAUUCUACCGGACCAGGCACCACGCUACAGCGACUACCCUAAGAUGAAAAACCCCAGUCCGGAGCUGAAGUCCAGCUUUUUCAUAAAGCUACUGUACUUAUACUUUGAUUCGUUCACCUGGCGUGGAUUUCGUAAGCCUCUAACCGACGAAGAUAUGUACGAUCUUAAUCCGGAUGAUACAUCGCGGGAGGUGGUUCCACCAUUCGACAAAUACUGGUACGAGAGUAUUGAGAAGGGAAGGCGAAAGCAAAUGGCUGCAGACAAAAAGGCCGGUAAGGUGAAUCCGACCUACAAACCGCACGGUGCUACAAACGGUUCUACCCUACCGGCUAUGGUGAAAGCUUACGGUGGACCUUUCUGGUUUGCUGGUAUGCUUCAGUUUGCAAUUUCCGGGUUGCAAUUCGCUUCGCCGUAUCUAAUGCAGGAACUAAUGGUUAACAUUGCAACGGAUGGACCAUUUUGGAUGGGAAUGCUGAUAACGUUCGCACUGUUCGCCACUUCGCUACUGAUUGCGCUAUUCAACGGGCAGUACUUCCGGAAGACGUUCCUGGUGGGAUUCCGAAUUCGUACUGGUCUGAUCAGUGCUAUCUAUCGGAAGGCUCUGCGAAUUUCUAGUUUCGCUAAAAAGGAUACAACUGUCGGUGAAAUCGUCAACCUGAUGGCAGUGGAUGCUCAGCGGUUCUUCGAGUUGACAUCCUACCUGCAUGUGCUGUGGUCAGCUCCGUUGAUUAUCGCUCUCUGUCUCUAUCUACUGUACGAGAUUCUAGGACCAGCGGUAUUUGCCGGUCUAGCCGUUAUGUUUGUUAUGAUCCCGCUAACCGGUUUCAUUGCUAGUAAGAUGAAAGAUCUUCAGGUCGAACAAAUGCGUAUCAAGGAUGAGCGGGUUAAGAAAAUGAACGAGAUUCUGAGCGGCAUGAAAGUACUUAAACUGUACGCUUGGGAACCUAGCUUUCAGAAAGAUAUCGUCAGCGUUCGAUCCGAGGAAAUAGGUAUUCUCAAGGGAAUGGCCUACUACGGUGCUGCAACCUUCUUCGUGUGGAGUAUGGCACCCUUCCUGGUGACAUUGGCGUCUUUUACUGUUUACGUACUGGUCGAUGAGAACAAUGUCCUCGAUCCGACGACAGCUUUCGUAUCGUUGGCUCUUUUCAACAUUCUACGUUUCCCACUUGCCAUGUUCCCGAUGAUGAUCACCUUUGCGAUGCAGGCUUGGGUAUCGAUUAAGCGUAUCAACAAAUUCAUGAACAGUGAGGAGUUGGAUCCGAACAAUGUGACGCACAACCUAAGCGAAGAUGCUGUUGCAAUUCGGGAUGGAACGUUCUCCUGGGGUGACGAUGCGCCAACUUUAAGGAACAUUAACUUGUCGAUGAGGAAGGGCAAACUUUCGGCGAUUGUCGGAAGUGUGGGAACAGGAAAAAGUACGUUAAUAUCUGCGUUACUUGGGGAGUUGGAGAAGAUUAAGGGAACGGUCAAUACGGAUGGUCGGAUUGCCUUCGUCCCGCAGCAAGCGUGGAUUCAGAACUCUACACUACGGGAAAAUAUCCUGUUCGGUAGAGGGUUCGAUGAGCGAAAAUACGAUCGUGUGCUAGAAAGUUGUGCUCUCAAGCCGGACCUGGCAAUGCUUCCGGGUGGAGACAUGACAGAAAUCGGAGAAAAGGGUAUUAACUUAUCCGGUGGUCAGAAGCAGCGGGUUUCUUUGGCCAGAGCAGUUUACGCCGACGCUGAUAUCUACCUAUUCGACGACCCGCUCAGUGCAGUCGAUGCCCACGUCGGGAAGCACAUAUUUGAAAAGGUUAUCGGACCCGAAGGUAUGCUGGUCGGCAGAACACGCCUUCUGGUGACGCACGGAAUAUCCUUCCUACCUUUCGUGGAAGAAAUUUUCGUAAUGAAGGACGGAGAGAUCUCCGAAAGUGGUUCCUAUCAGCAACUGCUAGAUCAAAAGGGAGCAUUCUCCGAAUUCCUCAGUCAACACAUCCAGGAGCUGGACGAAGAAGACGAAGAGCUGCGAAUCAUCCAGGAAGCUCUGCAAGACGACGUUUCCCGAAAUAUUGUUCAACGUGCCAUGUCAGUUCGGUCGAACAAAUCCAAUGGAAGUGGCGGUAGCAAAAAGAAAAAGAAGGUCAGCCGACAGGAAUCUCGACAUAGUAAACUAAUGGAACCAGCUCCUGCACAGGGAACUACACUGAUUGAAAAGGAAGAGUCCGCUACUGGAGCCGUCACCUAUGCCGUCUACCUCAAAUACUUCAAAGCCAUCGGAUGGAACCUCGGUUUGUGGUCAAUUGUCUUCAGCAUAAUCAAUCAAGGUUCGGCCAUCUACGGAAGCUUUUGGCUAACGGAUUGGUCCGAAGAUCCGGAAGCGGCGACUGAUCCUUCCGUUCGGGACAUGUACCUUGGAGUGUACGGUGGUUUAGGAGGGGUACAGUCCAUUGCUUUACUAAUCGCGUCGAUUACGUUAGCUCUCGGAUGUUUGAAGGCAGCUAACAUUAUGCACAACAAUCUACUCGAAAGCACGCUUCGGAUGCCGAUGUCUUUCUUUGACACAACCCCUCAGGGCAGAAUCAUGAAUCGCUUCUCCAAAGACGUAGACAUAGCGGACAAUACUUUACCGCAGUCCAUUAGAAUGUGGCUCCUCAUGUUCUUCGGAGUAAUCGGCGUCUUUAUCGUAAUCGCAAUAUCUACACCAAUAUUCCUGGCCGUUGUUCCGGUGUUCCUCGUCAUCUACUACGCCAUUCAGAAACUGUACAUCGCUACUUCCCGGCAGCUCAAGCGACUGGAAUCCGUCACCAGAAGUCCAAUCUAUUCGCACUUCGGUGAAAGCAUCACCGGUCAAUCCACCAUUCGAGCCUACGGGGAACAGGAACGUUUCACCAAAGAGUCGGAGAAUCGAGUGGACUACAAUCAGCUAAUGUCCUACCCUAGCAUCAUCGCUAACCGUUGGUUAGCAAUUCGGUUGGAAAUAGUCGGAGCGUUGGUAGUAUUCUUUGCGGCUCUAUUCGCCAUGCUAAGCAGGGAAACAAUUGGAGCGGCCAUGGUUGGCUUAUCGGUUACCUACGCACUUCAGAUUUCAACCGUUUUGAGUUUCCUUGUCCGAAUGACUGCUGAAGUCGAAACGAACAUUGUAGCUGUCGAACGGUUAGAAGAAUACACGGUACUACCUAGAGAAGCCGAGUGGCAGAAGGGAACAGUUGACAAGUCAUGGCCUGCUGUUGGAAAAGUAGAUUUUGCCGAUUUCCAAAUUCGCUACCGGGAAGGGUUGGAUCUAGUCAUCCGAGGCAUUUCAUUGAGUGUUAAAGGAGGCGAGAAGAUCGGUAUCGUGGGCAGAACGGGAGCCGGCAAGUCCAGUUUGACGCUCGGACUGUUCCGCAUAGUGGAAGCUGCCGGUGGACAGAUUAUCAUUGACGGGCUGGAUAUCUCGCAAAUGGGAUUGCAUCAACUGCGCAGUCGGUUAACGAUCAUCCCACAGGAUCCCGUUCUCUUUUCGGGAACUCUUCGUAUGAACGUUGAUCCGUUCAAAGUAUAUUCCGAUGAUCAGGUGUGGAAGGCACUGGAGCUAGCGCAUUUGAAAGUGUUUGUUAAGGGUCUCGCGGCCGGAUUGGAUCACGAGAUUGCCGAAAAUGGCGAGAAUCUGUCCGUCGGUCAACGACAACUCAUUUGUCUCGCGAGAGCCAUUUUACGGAAGACAAAGGUUCUCAUUCUGGAUGAGGCAACCGCUGCUGUCGAUUUGGAGACGGAUGAUCUUAUUCAGAAAACCAUCCGCGCGGAAUUCGACGAUUGCACUAUUUUAACCAUAGCUCAUCGGUUGAACACGAUCCUGGACUCGGAUCGAGUGAUGGUGCUGGAUCAGGGUCUCGUAGCUGAAUGUGACACUCCGCAGGCUCUGCUCGCUGACAAAAACACCAUCUUCUACGGAAUGGCUAAGAACGCAGGAAUCGUCAGUUAAUCGCCCGGUGGCUGUCACAGGGAAUCUCAAUUAUAGCGACCGGGUCGCACGCAGCUGGAGGAUUUCGAUAGAUGAUUCAACAGGAGGAUGACAUGCCAGCACUGGUCCAACCGAAGCGCACUACCUUGCAUUGCACAACUGCCCAACAAAUACUGGAUGUGCUGUUUACAUCGUACUCAGUCCAUGGCUUAGAAGAAGAUUUACGCAUUAAGUGAUAUGGAAAUAAAUUAUAAUUAUUAGACUUUAUUAUGUAUGCUAAUCGGUGUUGAAGCAAACACACGAAACAGGGCAAUUAUGGUGAUGACCAGGGAGAAGUUUUUUGUAUCAUGUUGUUUUAUUCAUGGCAACAGGUACCUUCAAUCCGAUCCAUUCUAAAUUAAGCUUUCUAAGCAUAAUACUUCAACCUGCUAGUAUCUUGAUCUUGUGAUGACGCAUGAAUGGAAAAUAAAGUUUUGUCAAACAUUU